Molecule: messenger RNA, 993 nt
Organism: Eriocheir sinensis (Chinese mitten crab)
Lineage: Eukaryota; Metazoa; Arthropoda; Malacostraca; Decapoda; Varunidae
Exons: 2
Coding region: 253-906 (217 amino acids)
Source: RefSeq, a predicted model, not a curated record
UUUUACUUGUGUAACGCUCCAAAAGUGUAACGAGUGAAUGAGUAUGGAAUGCAAGUGAGUGAAUGAUUAUAUAUUACAACAAACGAGCAAGUGAGCGGAUGUGUGGACGGGUGAACGAGUGUGUGUGAUAAGUAGAGAUUAUUGGCGUGAAUGAGGGUGUGAAUGGAUGAAAGACUAUUCUGAAAUCCCUCAUCUCCAGUCUCGAACCCUAGAAUGAUUAUUACUUAGCUAGCGAUAGAUUAUCUAGUUGAAAUGCAGAGAGGGAGUCACGUGAAGAAGGGGGAGGAGCUUAGCGAGGAGCAAAGGCGAGAAGGCGAGGGCAGAGAGAAGCCGGGCAGUGAGGAGACAAGCAGCAGGAAGCGAGGAGGGCUGCCAGCGAAGAGACAAAACCCAGAGAGUGAGAGGCAGAGAGCGAGGCCGACGAGCGGUGAAGGACGCACAUUAAGAGGUGGGCGUGACCGUCCAUCACAGCCAUGUGAACACCCCCGCAAGCACGGCAGAGGCGAGGCAAGGCACAGCAAAGCUCAGCAAGGCGAGGCGAAACAAAACCACGGCAGAAGCAGCCUCUUCAACAACGCCUUAAACCAGCCUUGCCGUCAUAACCACCUCCACGGCUUCUGCAACCACGCCUCAGCUCGCAAACCACCCAACCACGGCCUCUUCAACCACGCCUCGUCAACAACGCUGCUGCAGUUACCCGCCUUGGCAGUGCUGCAGUUACCCGCGCUGUCAGUGCUGCAGUUACCCGCGCUGUCAGUGCUGCAGUUACCCGCGCUGUCAGUGCUGCAGUUACCCGCCCUGGCAGUCUCUACCCUCCGCCGGCGCCUCAAUCGCCCCAGUGCCCUCCUCCAUCCUACACCACAGGAGCAAGAGUGUAAACAAACCCUCGCAGCGCCGCGGCCGUGAACUCACCGGCUGCCCGCAACACCCAAGUUAAUACCUUUACUCGCCUUUACCUGGACCAACACUACACAGACUAAUUACCUGGAACAC